GAUCAAAAUGUGAUUAGAUAUAUUGAUAAUUAUAUUAUUAUUUUGUAAAUAUAUAAAAUUAAAUAUAUAUUCUUUUACAUGUCCAAAUCUUGAAUGACAAUUAAAAUAAAACCAAUAGAGUGUUUAUUAAAAUAUAUUAUCUUGCUUAUUUUUCAUUAACCACCCAUUUAUUUUAGUCUUCUCCGUAUCUUUUCUCUUGUUACAUGUUUUCCCCUUUAUAUUUACAUAAAACAAUCAACAUUCUCUCUAGUUUUAUAUCUCCUCUCUGUAACAUCCUGGUUUUACUUGAACAUGUAAGUCUCUAUGUCAAAACAUCCAUGGAGAUCUCUGAAAAUUAGAGAUCACAUCAAAUAACUUUGUUAUACAAAACAGUUUAUUUUUCUUUUGAAUCAUUCAUUCAAAAAAAUACCUCUAGUGAAUGGUAAAUCAUCAUUAGAGCAAAAAAAAAAAAACAACAAUAGAAGAUCAUUGUUGACUCAGGAGCAAUGAGUAUAAUAAUUGUACAUCUCUGUUUCUAGUCAGUUAGAGAAGGUUAAAUGUAAAAGGUAGAAAACAAUCUCUUCUAAUUUUUCUCUGAAAUUUGAGGCCUAAUCCGUUGUUCUUAAAACUAAUGCCUUCACUUGUUUAAGCUUUCUUCAGUUGCUAUAUCAAGAACACUGCUUCUUUGGCUCUGUUGAAGCUCAAUCAAUUGAUAUUCCCUGAGAGCUUCCAUGUUCCCUUAUGCAAGAAUCUAGUCAAGUAACUGAAGUUAUAAACAUCAUGAUUCUGCACCCUGGUUUUAUUUCCAUAUAUAAACCAAUCAGAAUCACACAAAAGGAAAAUAAAAGACAAGCCCCCAAAUAAAAAGAGACCAAAAUAACAUAACAUUCGUUUUUAGAGAGAGAGAGAGAGAGACAAGAAACCAAAAGCUCAAGAGAGAGAAAGGUCAUUCGCCAAUUCCCUUCUCGCUAUUUUUAUGGACAUAAUGAGAGAAGAUGAUUGGAUUUGAUGGAAACUACACUGCGAAAACACGUUUUCUUCAGAACACGAAUCAAAAUUAAGGGAAGGAGAGAGAGAGAGAGAGAGAGAGAGACGAAGAGAAAUCUCUCGGUGGUCUCAGGUUCAGAGAUCUCCGGUGGGAUAUCCCAGCGUCAUCUCUAAUUUCCCGAAUAACCCAUACAACGAAAGUGUUCAUCUUUCGAAGACCAAAAUUCAAACACCAUCCAAAUUUAGAAACUUUCCUAAAAAGUUUCUCUAUUUUUCAUUUGAUUGAUCGAACAAGAUGCAUCCUAAUCUAUUCACAACAAUGCGAACGUUGAAAUUCAUCGAAGGAUGCAAAGCCACGGCUCUCAACCCUCCUCCGCCGCCACCUCCUCCCUCUACCACCGAAAGAGCCGGCGAAAAGCUCUUUCAGCAUCUCCAUGAUCACCUCCGAGUCAACUCGUUCCGUUCCAAAUCCACCCGGACUCAUCCACCUCCAAAUCAAAACGCCGCCGUUUCGAAAAACUCCCUCCUCCCAUACGGACUCCCCAACACGGACCUCCUCGAACCGCAGAUCGACCCUUCUCUCAAAUUCGUAGACUUGAUCGACAAGCUAGCCGAAGUCUACCGCCGCAUCGAGAACUCCUCGCAGUUCGAGAAAGCCGAGGCCUUUCUAGAGCAAUGCGCAAUCUUCCGAGGCUUAUUGGAUCCGAAACUUUUCCGGCGGAGUCUCCGGUCAGCUAGGCAGCACGCUGUUAACGUUCAUACCAAAGUUGUCUUAGCUUCUUGGCUACGUUACGAGAGGAGAGAAGAUGAGCUUAUAGGGACAACAUCGAUGGAUUGCUGCGGAAGAAACCUCGAAUGCCCUAAAGCGAGUCUCGUUUCCGGGUACGACCCGGAACGGGUGUACGAUCCAUGUAUUUGUUCUGGGUACAACGCUGACGUUGAUGUUGAAGAGUGUUCGACGUCAGAGGUAGAUUACGACAUGUCCUUCUGUAUAGGCGAUGAGGAAGUUCCUUGCGUGAGGUGCAAGAUAGCGUCUUUGUCAAUACCUUUUAAGGCUAUGUUAUACGGUGGCUUUAGAGAGACGAAGCGAAACACUAUCAACUUCACGCGGAACGGAAUCUCUGUGGAAGGGAUGAGAGCUGUUGAGAUGUUUAGUAGGGUUCGAAAAGUUGAGAUGUUUCCUCCCAAUGUUGUCUUGGAGCUACUCACAUUAGCGAACCAGUUCUGCUGCGACGAGUUGAAAGCAGCUUGUGACGUGUUUUUGGCUCGUCUUGUUAGUAAUUUCGAUGACGCGGUGUUGUUGAUUGAGUACGGUUUGGAGGAGGCUGCGUACCUUCUUGUGGCUGCUUGUCUUCAGGUUUUUCUAAGAGAGUUGCCUAACUCGAUGCGUAAUCCGAACGUUGUAAAGAUUCUCUGUAGCGUUGAGGGACGGGAAAGGCUGGCCUUGGUUGGGCAUGCUUCCUUUACGUUGUACCUUUUCUUAAGCCAGAUUGCUAUGGAAGACGAUAUGAAUUCAAACACAACGGUAAUGGUGUUAGAAUGUUUGGUUGAACAUGCGGUGGAGACUUGGCAGAGACAGCUCGCUUGUCACCAGUUAGGUGUUGUGAUGCUUGAGAGGAAAGAAUAUAAAGAUGCUCAGAGAUGGUUUAACUCAGCUGCCAAAGCAGGUCAUGUUUACUCCCUUGUCGGUGUAGCCAGGUCUAAGUUUAAGCUUGGCCAUCGAUACUCGGCUUAUAAGACCAUGAACUCGUUGAUAUCGGGUUGCUCAGCUACUGGAUGGAUGUACCAAGAGAGGUCUUUGUAUCGAAUCGGUGAAGAGAAGGUGCUUGAUAUAGACAUUGCCACGGAUUUGGACCCAACUCUGACUUUCCCUUACAAGUUCAGGGCAGUGUCAUUGGUCGAGGAGAGUCAGUUUGGUGCUGCGGUCGCGGAACUGAACAAGAUUCUGAGGUUUAAAGUCUCUCCUGACUGUUUAGAGAUGCGGGCGUGGAUUUCUAUAGCUAUGAAGAACUUUGAGGGUGCUUUGAAAGAUAUAAGAGCGCUUUUGACAUUGGAGCCUAACUUCUUGAUGUUUAACAAGAAAAUUCAUGGGGAUCAUAUGGUGGAACUCCUCCGGUCGCUGGUUCAGCGACGGAACCAGGCUGAUUGCUGGAUGCAGUUAUAUGAUCGUUGGUCUUCUGUUGAUGAUAUUGGAUCUCUAGCUGUUGUUCAUCAUAUGCUGGCUAAUGAUCCAGGGAAAAGCCUUUUGCGUUUCAGACAGUCUCUUCUUCUCUUAAGGCUAAAUUGUCAAAAGGCAGCAAUGCGUAGCCUUAGGCUGGCUAGAAACCAUUCAAAGUCGGAGCAUGAGAGACUUGUGUAUGAAGGAUGGAUACUGUAUGACACAGGCCACCGUGAGGAAGCUCUGGCCAAGGCUGAGGAAUCUGUUUCUAUACAAAGAUCUUUCGAAGCUUAUUUCCUUAAAGCUUAUGCUCUUGCAGACUCCACACUUGACCCUGAGUCCUCAAAGUAUGUCAUCCAGCUCCUUGAAGAAGCACUUAGAUGUCCAUCAGAUGGUCUUCGUAAGGGACAAGCUUUGAACAACUUGGGAAGUGUAUACGUUGACUGUGGUAAGCUGGAUCUUGCAGCUGAUUGCUACAAGAACGCACUAACCAUCAAGCACACACGAGCUCACCAAGGCCUGGCUCGUGUUUACCAUCUGAAAAGCCAAAGGAAAGAUGCGUAUAAUGAGAUGACAAAGUUGAUAGAGAAAGCUCAGAACAAUGCAUCGGCCUUUGAGAAGCGUUCAGAGUAUUGUGACCGAGAGGUGGCACAGAGAGACCUAGUGAUGGCGACACAGCUAGAUCCUCUGAGAACUUACCCAUACAGAUACAGAGCCGCAGUUCUUAUGGACGACCAUAAAGAAAUUGAAGCCAUUGAAGAGUUGUCCAAAGCCAUAGCAUUUAAACCUGACCUCCAGCUUUUACAUCUCCGAGCAGCAUUCUUCGCUUCGAUGCGUGAAACUACAGACGCUAUCAGAGACUGUGAAGCAGCUUUGAGUAUUGAUCCAUGCCACAAAGAUACCAUCAACCUCUAUCACAAAGUACGUGAACCACAGGCAUAGGCAAACCCAUCUGCCAACUUAUAUAUAUCCUAAACUAUGGCGAGAGCUUCUUUCAUCUAAAACCACAUAUACUUGUAUGGCUAUGCCAUUUCAUAUCCAUUACGGAACAUUCCCAUGGGAAACUAAGCCUGGUUCUUUUGUGAUCAAUAAGUUUUGAUAGAAAGAGCUGGGAGCAAACCAAAAGGAGCAGCGACAUAGAAUGUAAAUAUAACUUCAUACUUUGGGUUUUGGGAUUGAUUCUGGUUUGAUGACUGGAUAAGGUUAAUAUAUGAUUAGUGCAGAGUGUGUUCUGCACAAAACAGAACACGAAAAAGAUUGUUAUGCCAUGUUUUGUUUUUAGAUAUCUCACUUCGUGUUGCUUCUUCUUUUCCUUCUUUCAUAUUUUUAAUGUGUUAUUGUGUAUGUAACUUCAUUCUUCUCAUGAUCGUUAUAUUGAUUCUCAGACAACUGAGAUUUUUUCCCUUGCAAAACAAUAAACAUAGAAGUCAGUAAUCAAUCAUCACCAUAGAAAUUGUACACAUAAAACCCAUGUAAGAACCUUCCUGUUUUGAGCACACAAAUUGGACAUUAAAUAAGCCCUAGAAAUAUGUAAGUAGUCGUUUCUUUGUAUUUUGAAAGUUGAAACAACAAUUCCAUAUUUUUAUACCUUUGUUUAAAGUAUGAAAAAUGUACAAUGGACUUUCAAACAACUAGAAAAUUGGGUUGUUCAAACAUUGUUGUUGUUCAUAACAAAACAUAAGCAAAAUAUUAGUAAACAUUAGCAAAAUAUAAGCAAAAUAUGAGUAAACAUUAGCAAAAUAUAAGAAAACAAUCUAAGUGGAAUGCAUGCCCCCACAUAUCGUAUAUGACAUUGGAUGCUAAUUAUUCUAAAGCAGACAUUACAUUCACUUUCCCCAUGCACAAACAUGAAAUUUCCCACAAAAUGUUUAAAACCUUUUGACUUGAAAUCAACUCAACACAUUUGAUACACAGACUUUCUUUCCUCAAAUUAUUUGUUUUCAACUUAAUACAUUACUUAGUCAUGUAGUUCUUUUUUCAGAAUUUUUGGCUAAAAUAUAUACGCAAAAAUAUGUAUUCAUUUAUUCAAAAAUACAUACAAGACAUUGGUUUGUUUACAGAAAAUUAAACUAAAUUACUACGACACAUUGGACAACUGUUUGCAUUCCUUGCAUUCCAACUACGUAAACAAUCCAAGUGGAAUGCAUGCUCCACAUAUCGUAUAUGACAAUAUGACAUUGGAUGCUAAUUAUUCUAAAGCAAACAUUACAUUCACUUUCCCCAUGCACAAACAUAAAUUUUUCCCUCAAAACAGGAAUAUUCCGAGACAUAACAAAACCCGGUCCCUUAAAAUUUGUAAUCAAUAUUCCAAAAUGUUUUACGUAAACAAAAUGUUUAAAACCUUUUGACUUGAAAUCAACUCAACACAUUUGAUACACAGACUUUCUUUCUUUCUUCAAAUUAUUUGUUUUCAACUUAACAUCUACAUUACUUAGUUUUUAGAAUUUUUUUUUAUCAUUCUGCUAAUGUUUGUGAUUUUACAUGUAUAAUUUAUUGUAACAUGUAUAAUUUAUUGUGCUGUGUAACAACGCUUAGAAUUGAGUAAUUGUUUUUCUUUUGGGAAUUAAAAUUGAGUAAUGGUUGACUAGCGAUACAAGUAGAAAGUCUCUAUUGAUGUCUUGACUGAUUAUUUUUUUACGGCUGUCUUGAUUUGAUUUAGCUAAUCAGUCAGCUUAUUUAAAUCUGAAAAUUUUCUUGCAAAAGUGUGGAAGGAGAUGAAUUUGAGAGAUGUGAAGCUUAAUCACCUAUACUCAAAAGUAACCAAAAAUUAUGAUCGAAGGGAACUAUGCUCCUAAUGAUUGUAUAUUAUACUCAGUGAUUUACUGAGAUCAUUUGGAGACAAUAAAACUGUUCUCUAUUAUCUAUAGAUGGUAGUCUAUUCUAAUUUUUUUCUUAAAAAAACAAUACAUGAGAGAUUAAUUAGCAUAUUAGCUCAUGUAAGCAAUAGUGAUAAGCAGUCCUGCAUAAUUGCAUUCAUCAUAAAAGUGUUCGUUUUUUCGUUCGGCAACUCCAUUACACUAUAGUGAAUAAGUAUUUGUCUUUGUUAAAAAAUGUAAAUAACUGAUUUACAUUUUUAAUCUAUUUAUUUAUCUAUCUACCUAUAUUAAUAAAAAAAUGUUUUUUUUCUUUUAAGAGAGACACCUCAUCAAAUAGUUUUACCACAUACUGACAUGUGGCAUCACUCAAACCGUUUUAACGAUUUCAAAUUCUUAAUUGUUUCUUCUUGGGCAUCAUAAUUACAUGUCGUUUAGGCCAGUAGUAAACUGGUAAGUGGACCCUUCUAUCUACCUAAUAUUGUAAUCUUCUACGAGACUCCAUUGUAACUGACUUUGAACUUGAAAAAGAAAGUCAUCGAACCCACAUCUGGUUGGAGAUCGAAGCGUUGAUCGGGAAAUUAGCCUACACAAACCUCAUCUUAUAUAAAUGAAACCUUGAGUGACACCAGCGAUGAGAUUUUUCAACAUUGCUCAAAACAGUUCAGAUCAAAGAACUGGCUUUGUGAGAGCCGAUCAGCCGAACCACGAGUCGAUCUUGAGCUCUCUCUUCCCGAUGACGGUGUCUUUGAUGAGAUGGAAAUCGAAGUUUAUAUGCUUGCAAUCAUGAGUGAGUUUGCUGCGUGGACUUUCAACUUCGAUCACCUUGGCGACACCAUCGGGGAUCUCCAUCGUCUCAGAUGACAAGAUCAUCUUCAUCUUUCGUUAAUGAUAGAACAUAACGGCGAUUGAAGAUGAAACCCUAAAUAAGAUUAUAAAACGUCAUGUGUUUUGUAGGUUUUUUUCCUUUGGUAUACAAAAUGGGCUGAAGAUCAAGUGAAACCUAUACAAAGAAAUUCACUUAAAGCCCAUUAUUAAAAAUCAAACAUCGUUAAAGUCAUUUUGUAUAAUCAAAAUAAUCGGUAGCUAUAUCAUGGAAUAAUACGAAGAAUAUAGUUAUGAAAGUAAUAAUUGUUUCCAUUCAGUUUUACAUGUAUUUUGGAAACAAAACAUUUUAAGCCAUCAAUUAGGAAAUGAUUAGAAAUAUAAAAAAUGGUGUAGCAAGUGAAAAACAUUAGUGUAGAAGGAGGUUUCAAGGAACUAAAAUUAGUGUAGGAAGUGCCAUGAACUGAAGCAGGCAUCAUAUUUUUCGGUUGUUUUAGCAAACAUACAUCUAACUUUUGAAAGAAUGUGAGGUAAAAGAAGUAUAAAAGGUUAUUAACUAUUUUUAUUAAUAUUUUAGAUAUAUAUAAAUCAAGUCGUAGAGAUUGUAUCGUACAGCUAGGAACGUGAAACAACCAAGUGGUCUCAUAACAAAAUCUGGCCCCAGCAUCUACCAAGUUGACCAAGAAGGCCUGCAGCUCAUAUCUUCUUAAAUACUGCAUCCGCAUCAUUGUCUUUUUCCCUUCAAAUAUUUUGCUAUGUUUUUCCAGACAAUCUUAUAAUUUAUGUUUAAGUUUGAAGUAAGGUUAUUUUCUUCCCAAGUCAUUCAAGUACUUAUUGCUUUGCUUUCUAACAAAUACAAAUAAAGUUUUGCUUACAUUUAAAGUAGUAUUAACAUUAUAUAAAAUAAUAUAAUGUGGAGAUUAUAUAAACAUAUUGUUCUGUCUCUAACCAAUAAGCAUGAGUUGUCCAUGCAAAACCUUUUUUUUUUAUCAAAUCAAACUUGCAUUAAUCUUAAAUAUCUUUACACUUCAAUAAAGGAGGAUAUAAAGAGACUAUUGACAGCCAAACAAACAACAACAUAAGAAAUAGAAUGGCAAUACAAAUCACAA
Brassica rapa (field mustard) is the source of this 7871-nucleotide messenger RNA. RefSeq names its product ethylene-overproduction protein 1. Gene Ontology annotation, biological process: negative regulation of ethylene-activated signaling pathway. Lineage: Eukaryota; Viridiplantae; Streptophyta; Magnoliopsida; Brassicales; Brassicaceae. Gene Ontology annotation, molecular function: protein binding. The record is from RefSeq and is a predicted model, not a curated record.